Closterium sp. NIES-67 is the source of this 3287-nucleotide messenger RNA. The record is from the annotation of a GenBank genome assembly. NCBI's taxonomy places the organism in Eukaryota, Viridiplantae, Streptophyta, Zygnematophyceae, Desmidiales, Closteriaceae.
CUCCUUCGUCAUCGUAAGCAGCUGACUCAUAACCUAAUUGUUCCAUUCCAGCCGUUUCAGACACCCGCCAUUUCAGAAUCGAGGCCUCUCCGCUGCAUGUGCCUGUCCCCUAAUUAUCAGCAUUGUGCUUAUCUCCAGUGACCGUUGCAUUGGACUCAUUUUGUUGUCGUAUCAAGCAGUUGAAUAGUACGACGUCACGUCUGUGACGUCGAGUCACCGAUUCUGAACGUACAAGAAGCUUCUCGGACGUGAGAAAACGCUGUACCGCGCUGGGACGUCGGAUGACGUCGUUGUUCUUACACUUUAUACUCGCCCUUAGCUCCCUCACAAGCACGCUUACAUCAUAAGGUCCUAAUAUUUAAUUUAUUCUUUCUACCGCGUUCAUUAAUGGGAUGGGUAUCGCUUUCGUCGUACUGUUGACGUCUAGCUGACUCGACCUGGACCAGAAUUUCUUUCCUCGAUAGCAUACCUUUCGUUGCGUCUAGAUUCAUUGAACAUGGCGGCCGAUCUGACGUCCGACAUUAGGGUGCUGGUGGGGAUGCGCGACGACGAGCACUGCCGGCAGGCGUUAGAAUGGACGAUCAGAGAAUUCAGCCGGCGGAAAGACAAAACCGUCUGCCUCCUGCUGACGCACGUCGUCACCGAGCUCCGCAACUCAGCGGGCAAUGUGGUGCGCCUAUCGGAGGCGGACGGCCCGAGCGUGGCGGUGCACAUCUGCGACCGCGUGCUGCCGCUCCUGGAGGCCAUGCAGGACGUCAGCGACGACGCGGGGCUACCUUCAACGGUGCACGUGAUCAAGAACGAGGACACGGGAGCCGCCAUUCUCGAGGCAGCAUCGAAGCUGGAGGCCACCCACAUCGUGCUCGCCUCUGCUGCUGCUAAAGCUGCCAGCCAGUGGCACACCAUCAACGUGUGCUCAGACGAAUCGAAGCUCCCACCGGGGGCGACGCUCUUUGUGAUUGAAGAUGGGAAGAAGCUCAGAACCAUCACCUCGGGCCAGCCACCUGCUGCCACCUCUACCGUCACAGCGGGGUACGCCACGCCAGCGUUCCAGCAGCAGCUCCCAGGCAUACAGGAGGGGGGCAGCGGCACACAUGAGUCCUCCCUGGCUCCGACUCCCGCCCCUGCCCCUGCUGCCGCUGGGGGUGGGGGAGCAGCGGCAGCAGCAGCAGGUGCAGGGAGUGCUCCAGGAGACGAGGGGCUCUCCGCCUUAGAGCUAGCCCGGCGCAACUACCGCCUACAAGCAGCUGCUAAGGCCAACGCUGAGGGGGGCGCGGCUGGAGGGGGCGCAGGGGGAGGGGCAGGGGAAGGCGCAGGGGGGGGCGCAGGGGGAGGCGCGCCAGGUAAGGGGAAGGGGAAGGUGAAACCCCCAGUGGCGGCUAAGGUGCGGCUGGAGAAGAAGCUUCAGGAGAGAGAGGGGCAGUCGAGCAAGCGGUUGAGCCAGAACAGCAGUGGCCCCGCACCUGCAGUAUCAGGAACAGUAGCAGCAGGAGGGGCAGGAGGGGCAGGAGGGGCAGGAGCAGAAGGAGGAGGAGGAGGACGAGGAGGAGGACGAGGACAAGGAGCGGGAGGAGGAGGGGGAGAAGCCACAGCAGGAGACAGCACGAGCAGCAGCAGCAUCCCUACAAUCGCCAACCCGCCCACAUCAAACCCCCUCGCCUCCUCCCUCUCUCUCCGCCUCUCCACCUCCGAACCCGACGCGCUCCCUCGGCAAGAUUUCAAGCAGUACACUCUUGAAGAACUACAGGCGGCUAUGGACCAUUUCUGGCCGAACAACAUCUGUGGGGAGGGCAGCUAUGGCGUUGUGUACAAGGGGUGGCUGGACGGGCAAGCGGUGGCGAUUAAACAACUCAAGAACCCCGACGCCAAGGCGGCACUCGAUGAGAUCGAGAGAGAGGUGGAGGUGCAGAAGCGGAUCGACCACCCCAACGCAGUGCGCCUGCUGGGCUACUGCAUGGAGGACCGCUCCCUGGUCUACGAGUUCCUCUCUAACGGCUCUCUGGAGGACCGCAUGCUCUGUGUGGGCGGCACGCCACCUCUUAUGUGGCCGGAGCGGUGCCGAAUAGCCAUGGAGGUGGCAGCGGGCCUGCAGCAUCUGCACACGCGGAAGCCCCCCAUAGUGCACCGGGACGUCAAGCCCGCCAACGUGUUGCUUGACGACAACUUCACUGCCAAGCUCGGGGACGUGGGGCUGGCGCGCCUCAUGGGGGACCUCGCCCCGGGCCACUCGCACGUGGUGCGGAAAUCAGUCAUCGUAGGCACCGAGCACUACGUCGACCCCGAGUAUCUAUGCGCCAGACGAGGGUACCUCGGGCCGAAAUCCGACGUGUACUCGUUUGGCAUCGUGCUGCUGCAGAUGUUGGUAGGGGAUGUUCCGAACCCGAGGAGAAUCGACGCUGCGGUGGAGAAGGAGGAGUUGGCGGUGUUGUUGGAUCCCAGGGCUGGGGAGUGGCCCCCGAACCUCGCGAUGGACCUAGCGAAUCUCGGCCUUUGGUGCGCCGAGAUGGACCGCCGAGAUCGGCCGGAUCUGACGGAGGAGGUGAUCCCGGCGCUGCUGGAGAUAUGUGAGGCGGCGGCUGAGGCGGUCGUGGAGUGGGAGGGGAAGCAGGAGGCGGUGCGAGAGAGGCAGCGGCAGGAGAGGGAGCAGAGGGAGGAGAAGGAGAGGGAGAGGAGGGAGGAGGAGGCGCGGAGAGUGAAGGAGCGGCAGGAGGCAGAGACAGGGAGGAGGAAAGAGCAGGAGGGGGGUGAUGGUGGUGCGAAGGGGAACGGUGGAGGAGGGAAGCUGGAUGGCAGUGGUGGUGGGGGGAUGGGCGAUGGAGCUCCCAAGGCACAAGGAGGAUGCUGUGUGCUGCUAUGAUGCUGGUAUGGGGGUAGCCGCUAUGCAGCUGGGCUAGGACAUGAGCUGGCGGGCAGUGAGCAGGUCCCAAGGCACAAGGAGGAUGCUGUUUGUUGCUAGUAUGAUGCUGUUGUUGGGGUAGCUGGUAUUAGCUAGCGUAGGCAAGGCACUAAUGAGCUGGCUGGCUUACAUCCAUGUGCUGUCAGGCAUGCGUGCGCCCAUGUGAAGGGGGUACAUACAUCAGCUGGCAGGGGGUAGAGUAGUGACCAGGCCCCCAGAAGUCAGGAAAAAUUUCCUGAUUCAGGAAAAAAACAGGGUGUUGAGGGGUACCAGCCCUGAUUUACUAGGGUUUUGUUUUUGGCAUUUCCUGGAAUUUCAGGGUUUUUUUGUAAGGGAUAUUUGUCAGCUCAGUUUUUUUUUGCAAGGGAUCCUGAAAUUUCAGACUUGUAUC